AUGGAGCUGUGUGGCAAGAAGAAGCUUCACGCCCUGUCCCUGGCCGAGAAGAUCCAGGUGCUGGAACUCCUGGAUGAGUCCAAGAUGUCCCAGUCGGAGGUGGCCCGGCGCUUCCAGGUCUCCCAGCCUCAGAUCUCCCGCAUCUGCAAGAAUAAAGAGAAGCUGCUGGCGGACUGGUGCAGCGGCACGGCCAACCGGGAGCGCAAGCGCAAGCGGGAGUCCAAGUACAGCGGCAUCGACGAGGCUCUGCUCUGCUGGUACCACAUUGCCCGGGCCAAGGCCUGGGAUGUGACGGGGCCCAUGCUGCUCCACAAAGCCAAGGAGCUGGCCGACAUCCUGGGCCAGGACUUUGUGCCCAGCAUCGGCUGGCUGGUCCGCUGGAAACGGCGAAACAACGUGGGCUUCGGGGCCCGCCACAUAUUGGCACCUCCGUUCCCCCCUGAGCCGCCUCCCCCAGCUCCCACUCCCCAGGCCCAGCUGCCUCUUUCUCUUAAAGAUUUCUCCCCAGAGGACAUUUUUGGCUGUGUUGAAGUGCCCUUGCUGUAUCGGGCAGUGCCCGGCAGAGUGGGUACGUGUGAUCGGGUGCAGGUGCUGCUGUGUGCCAACAGCAGGGGCACAGAGAAACGGCGGCUGUUGGUCAGUGGGCCCCAGGCUGCCCCACGAUGCUUCUUUGGGGUCAGCAGCGAGGCCCUGCCUGCCUCCUACCACCCUGACCUGGCCAUCCCCUGGUCGGAGUGGUUGUCACAGUUCGAUCGGGACAUGGGGCGGCAGGGCCGGCAGGUGGCCUUGCUGAUGGCUGCCCGAGUGGUGGAGGAGGUGGCAGGCCUGCCUGGGCUCUGCCACAUGAGGCUCUUGCCUCUGUCUGCUGCGAACCCCACACCGCCCCUGCCCAGCUCCGUGGUCCGGGCGUUUAAGGCCCAUUACCGGCGGCGUCUGUUGAGCAAGCUGGCUGCCGCCCAGAGCGAGAGGGCUGGCACGUCGCUGGCUGAGGUUGGGGGGGGCAUCACAGUUCUGGACGCUCUGCACAUGGCAGCAGCGGCCUGGGCCAAGGUGCCUCUCCAGCUCAUUGUGAGCAGCUUCAUUCGGGAAGGGCUGGCUCCCGGCAAAACGCCACUGGCCCAGGACCAAGCCUCAGAGGUGCUGGAGGUGCUGCAGGUCCCUGGUGGGCUGAGCCUCGAGGAAUUUUCCCGCUUUGUGGAUCUGGAGAGUGAGGAGCCUGUGUCUGGAGCAUGCAAAGAGGAGGUGGGCCCUGCAGAUGAAGCGGGGGGAGGAGAGGACAGCUUCGAGCCCCUGCCCACCAAGGCUGAUGCCCUCCGGGCUCUGGGCACCUUGAGGAGGUGGUUGGAGUGCAGUGGCACCACCCCGGAGCUAUUUGAAAAUUUCUAUGCCUGUGAAGAGGGGGUGGAGCGACUCUGCUGCCUGUGA
Budorcas taxicolor (takin) is the source of this 1425-nucleotide messenger RNA. It is a transcript of the gene TIGD3, whose product is annotated as tigger transposable element derived 3. NCBI's taxonomy places the organism in Eukaryota, Metazoa, Chordata, Mammalia, Artiodactyla, Bovidae. Gene Ontology annotation, molecular function: DNA binding. The coding region runs from base 1 to 1425 and encodes 474 amino acids. Gene Ontology annotation, cellular component: nucleus. The transcript has a single exon. The record is from RefSeq and is a predicted model, not a curated record.